This is a messenger RNA of Fusarium oxysporum Fo47, 1035 nucleotides long. RefSeq names its product DUF3237 domain-containing protein. The transcript is spliced from 4 exons. The coding region runs from base 1 to 795 and encodes 264 amino acids. The record is from RefSeq and is a predicted model, not a curated record. NCBI's taxonomy places the organism in Eukaryota, Fungi, Ascomycota, Sordariomycetes, Hypocreales, Nectriaceae.
AUGGCGACCGAAACCGAUACUCUCUCAUUCUCGUUACCUACGAGCACCGCUCCCACCGACGUUUCUGAAUCCACAUGCAUGCCUCACUCGACUCCCUUUUACCAAGCCUCGGAAUGCCCGCAACAGACCAAGCAGGCCGAGUGGGAUACGAGAAUACCACCACUGCAACCGACCGCACAAUCACAAGAUUCUGUAUCAGGAAGUGGAUGUUUCAACGACGGAGGUCUUUUAUAUAGAGUUCAGGCUGAGCGCGAGUGUCGAGAGGGACCUGGCAAAACCGUUGAAGAGGCCUGCCAACGCUCUCUGAACCACUUCCCAUGCCCCGGACUUGCCUUUCCGAUGCCAGCCCUCGAUUUUGACUUUCGAAUCGCUGUUCGUUUAAAUCAAGAGGCUGUCCAUGUCGACUCGGGCAACACCAAGGAGAUCACUACCGUAGCAGCCGGAGUAUGGUCCGGAUCUUUUGGCCACGGCCGCGUCAUUGCAGGCGGAUAUGAUCUUGGCCAGGCACGUGGCUUUAGGCCCAUGAGGCUUGUUGAGGGCGCCUUUGUCGUCCAAACAAGUGAUGAACAGCCUGCACUUCUUGAAAUGCGCACUCGCGGUUCUCUCUCAGGACCUGCAGAUGUUCUCGAUACUCUAUUAAGCCCUCGGGCCCCCAAGGACAUUGACCCACGACGAUACGGAUUCCGCAUGUUCGCGACGUUCAAAACAUCCGACAAGCGUUACGCCGAAAUCGUCAACUGUGGAUUAUGGGUGGCCAGUGGUGCCUGGCGUGGCGAGCACUUGGUUAUCGAGUAAGUCCCUUUCUUGAGUCAUAGUCCCCAUCUUACAAGGGCGUGCCUAAUCACAAGACGCAGUGCCUACCGUGUUACAUAAAAAAUCUCAAUCACCAGCAAGCGAAAGAUCCGAAUGACUUGACUUGACAGAAACGACAUUUUUAGCAUUGCAUAAGGGAUCCUGACUGGAUAGCGGAUCCCUCGGCGCACCACAGGAGUUGGUCUUUAACAGCCGAGUCAAUUUUUGACCCGGUUAGCAAAU